GCUCCCUUGCUUCCCUCUCUCCGCCCAACCUCGAUCAGCUCGUCAUUCCUAGGUUUCAUUUCCUUCCCAAAAUCGAUUUCUAGUCCUACUCGAGGAGUUUCUAUCUGACGCUUCCACGGACAGUGAUCUCCUGGCGUUUCCUUCCCGGUAAAUUCGGUUACUCCGAGUCCAUGGCUUCUCAGUAUUUUAACAACUGGUGCUUUGUAGCUUAGGCAUAGUAGACUCUAUGAUAACGAGUCGGACUCGUCAGAGUUUUUCAGAAGUGAAAUCUUUUUAAGAUAACUGUUCAGUGAUACUAUCUUAAGUGGACGAUUUCAGGAUCCUGAAUCUGAGUUUCUCAGUUCGCGUCAGCGCUGACAGCUCGCGAUAGCUCCGUCGAUCCUUACUAAGAAUCAGCAUGCAUCAGCGCCGUCAAUUUGUCAUCAGCAUGCAUCGUCGUCGUCAAUGCUUAUCAGCAUGCAUCAGCAUGGUCGAUGCUUAUCAGCGUGCGUCAGAUUCGUCAACGUGAGCCGAACAGCUCGCAACGUCUUCUUCUUGAUCGCUUGGUGACGACCCGCGUGAAAGAUCCGGCGAGCUUGUGAAGUCCUCGUCAUCUGGCGUGCGACGUUCGCAGGCGACUUGAUUGCGACUUCGUUCUGAUCCGGAAUCUUCAUCACGCCGUCCCUUGGAAGAUGCCGUUACGAUGGAUCAGCUCACCCACGAAAGUCGUCCGUUAAUCGUCAUGCGAAUAUUGGCCGUCAACCGUCACGCGAAGUUCGGCCGUUAAUCGUCAAGCGAAGAACCGUCCGGCGAAGUUCGGCCGUUAAAUGUCACAGAUCGACCGUUAACAGUCAGGCGAAGAUCAUUAAUCGAAGAUCAUUAAGCGAAGAACCGUCAGGCGAAGUUCGGCUUUAAUCGUCACGCGAAUUUCGGCCGUUAAUCGACGUGACGAUCGGCCGUUUUGUUCCGGAAUCUUCAUCAAACGGCCGUCCCAUGGAAAGAAGUCGUUGCGAUGGAUCGGCUCAUCCGCGAAAAUCGGCCGUAGUAAUCGCAACGCGAAGAUCGGCUGUUAAUCGUCACGCGAAGAUCGAUCGUUAUUCGAUCGUUAUUCGACGUGAAGAUCGGCCGUUAAUCGUCAAGCGAAGAUCCGUUAAUCGUCAGGCGAAGUUCGGCCGUUAAUUGUCACGGGUCGACCGUUAAUCGUCAGGCGAAGAUCGGCCGUUAAUCGUCACGCGAAGUUCGGCCGUUAAUCGACGUGAAGAUCGGCCGUUCUGUUCCGGAAUCAAACAGCCAUCCCAUGGAAAGAAGUCGUUGCGAUGGAUCGUCACGCGAAGACCCCCCGAAAAGCCGUUAAUCGUCUCGCGAAGACCGGCCGUUAAUCGUCACGCGAAGAUCCGUUAAUCAUCACGCGAAGACCAGCCGUUAAUCGUCACGCGAAUAUCUGCCGCUAAUCGUCACGCGAAGUUCCGUCCGAUGGAAAGUCGUUGCGAUGGGUCGGCUCACCCGCAAAGACCGUGCAGGCGACCGAGUGGCCGCUAAUCAUCACGCGAACCGUUAAUCGUCAAGCGCAGAUCUGCCGUCAGGCGCCGAGGAUCGGCGCAGAGAUCAACCGUUUUUCCGACGACGUUGUACGACGAGCGCGAGCAUCGCCUCACCUCCCGUUCACCCGACGACCGACUCGAUAAGGGACUGAAGCGAUCGUCUCGACCUUUGACAGUCGGACUGUCGCCGCCGCGUCGUCAUUACCAAAGAGCCACGUCGUCGUUACGUGAGCGCCACGUUUCAGCGUGGAUCGACUCCGAGCGCUACGUUUCAGCGCGGAUCUGAUGGAGCGGAGCAGUUUCAGCAACUCUACUCCUCUUCAAGCGGCGAUUUUCGACUCGCCACUUCGCAAUAGGAUCUUCGCGAUCGUUACUGGGAAGAUUGCGGGUGCGACAACGAGAUCGCUGCUGCGACAACGAGAUCGCUGCUGCGACAAUGAGAUCGCUGCUGCGACUACGAGAUCGCCUCCGCCUCCGCCUCUCCUCCGCCUCUACUCCGUCCAUUCGAUGGGAAAUGCAGUGGGAGACAAUCAGCUGGAGACCAUCGAUGCUGAAACGCGGAAUCGAGUCAACGCCAGCCACUUCCUAACCGGCUAAGUUCCCUCUCUCUCACUCACUCUUUACCCCUCUUCUCCCAUCGCGCCCUGCUCCGUCUCUCCCCUUCCCCCCCUCCCAUCCCCACCUCGCCUUGUCGUUGCUUUUCGAUUCCUCUCUGGAAAUUCGGCCACUGGUUGUAGCGAAACCCGCGGGUCACAGACCACUUACUGCGGUGAAGCCUUCGGUACUUCGGGGUAAUGCCCCAGGGUAAGUCGGUGUGCUAACUAAACAGUCAAGCCUCUGCGACUUCGGGUUUCAGCCCGAGAGUAAGUUUGUACAGUACAGCGGUACUCCCCCCCCCAGCAUGGUUAAGCCCAAUGUAAGUAUUCUGAGCCUAUGGUACUUCGGGGUUUCAGCCCCAGAGUAAGUUUGUACAGCGGGUACUCCCCUCCCCCCGGUCUGUGACUUCGUGGGUGCAGCUGCGACCAGCAGGACCCCCUCCUCCCUCCUCCUUCCUCCUCCUUCCUCCUCCUUCCUCCUCCUUCCUCCUCCUUCCUCCUCCCUCCUCCCUCCUCUUCCUGCUUUCGUUUUAAUCUCGUUUUCGUGCCUUCGCGUUUUCGCUUUCAUCCUCAUUCUUCUGAUUUUUUAGUUCCGGUGCACUCCAAGGAAUCCCCGCUUUGCUUUCGAUUUUGUUUAUUUAGUGCGCACUCCAGCAACUUCCAGUAACUAAUAUCUUCUUUGAAUCUGCCUCUCUUCUGUUCCUCUGCAGGGAAACCUUGAGACAACCAGCAGCGGCAGCAGCAAAACCAGCACCUAUACAACCAGCAGCGGCAGCAGGACCUAUACCAGCAGAGGCGGCAACAGCUGCAGUAGCAGUGGCAGCAGCAGCAGCGGCGGCAGUAGCGGCGGCAGCAGAGAAACCGGCAUCUACACCGGGACAGAUGGCAGCACCAACUGCCACCCACCUUCCCUUCCCAGCAGCCCCUUCCUACCCCGCUCCCUCCAACCCUCCUGGCGUCCCUGUGUGGGGGGAAAGGAGGCUCCCCCACCCUGCCUGGCGCUUCUAUGUGUGUGGGGAACGGUGGCUCCCCCACCCUGCCUGGCGCUCCUGUGUGUGUGGGGAAAGGUGGCUCCCCCACCAUACCUGGCGCUCCUGUGUGUGGGGGGGAAGGUCGCUCCCCCACCCUGCCUGGCGCUCCUGUGUGUUUGGGGGAAGGAGGCUCCCCCACCCUGCCUGGUGCUCCUGUGUGUGUGGGGAAAGGUGGCUCACCUUCUCCUCUGCCUGGCUGCAAAGGAGAAGGAGGGGAGGUCAGCUGCAGAGGAGAAGGACGGGCUACCAGCAGAGACUUCCUCCACGCUCCCUUCAACGCUCCUGGUGCCAACUCUCCUCGGGUGACCUGCUACCAGCAACAACUGCUGCCACCCUCCCAGCUCACCCGACGCGCCCCUGACACCCCCCGGACGCCUCUCCUCCGCCUCUCCUCUGCCUCUACUCCGCCUCUCCUCCGCCUCUCCUACGCCUCUCCUCCGCCUCUAGUCCGCCUCUAAUCCACCUCUCCUCCGCCUCUAAUCCGCCUCUUCUCCGCCUCUACUCCGCCUUUUACUCCGCCUCCGCCUCUCGUCUGCCUCACCUUCUCUUCUCCACCGCCUUCCUGCUGGGAGACAAUCGGUGGGAGACAAUCGACCGGUGGGUGACGACCGGCGCGAGACGCAGCCGUGACGCUGGUCAAGGGCGUGGAUGGAAACGAGUCAACGCCAGCCACUUCCUAACCGGCUAAGUUCCCUCUCUCUCACUCACUCUUUACCCCUCUUCUCCCAUCACGCCCUGCUCCGUCUCUCCCCUUCCCCCCCUCCCAUCCCCACCUCGCCUUGUCGUUGCUUUUCGAUUCCUCUCUGGAAAUUCGGCCACUGGUUGUAGUGAAACCCGCGGGUCACAGACCACCUACUGCGGUCAAGACUUCGGUACUUCGGGGUAAUGCCCCAGGGUAAGUCGGUGUGCUCACUAAACAGUCAAGCCUCUGCAACUUCGGGUUUCAGCCCCGGAGUAAGUUUGUACAGUACAGCGGUACUCCCCCCCCCAGCAUGGUUAAGCCCAAUGUAAGUAUUCUGAGCCUAUGGUACUUCGGGGUUUCAGCCCCAGAGUAAGUUUGUAACAGCGGGUACUCCCCUCCCCCCGGUCUGUGACUUCGUGGGUGCAGCUGCGACCAGCAGGCCCCCCUCCUCCUUCCUCCUUCCUCCUCCUUCCUCCUCCUUCCUCCUCCCUACGCCUCCCUCCUCCCUCUUCUUCCUGCUUUCGUUUUAAUCUCGUUUUCGUGCCUUCGCGUUUUCGCUUUCAUCCUCGUUCUUCUGAUUUUUUAGUUCCGGUGCACUCCAAGGAAUCCCCGCUUUGCUUUCGAUUUUGUUUAUUUAGUGCGCACUCCAGCAACUUUCCAGCAACUAAUAUCUUCUUUGAAUCUGCCUCUCUUCUGUUCCUCUGCAGGGAAACCUUGAGACAACCAGCAGCGGCAGCAGCAAAACCAGCACCUAUACAACCAGCAGUGGCAGCAGGACCUAUACCAGCGGAGGCGGCAACAGCUGCAGUAGCAGUGGCAGCAACAGCAGCGGCGGCAGUAGCGGCUGCAGCAGAGAAACCGGCAUCUACACCGGGACAGAUGGCAGCACCAACUGCCACCCACCUUCCCAGCAGCACCUGCCUACCCCGCUCCCUCCAACCCUCCUGGCGUCCCUGUGUGGGGGAAAGGAGGCCCCCCCACCCUGCCUGGCACUUCAGUGUGUGUGGGGAAAGGUGGCUCCCCCACCCUGCCUGGCGCUCCUGUGUGUGUGGGGAAAGGUGGCUCCCCCACCAUACCU
Molecule: messenger RNA, 4907 nt
Organism: Closterium sp. NIES-67
Lineage: Eukaryota; Viridiplantae; Streptophyta; Zygnematophyceae; Desmidiales; Closteriaceae
Source: the annotation of a GenBank genome assembly